Cylindrotheca closterium is the source of this 1428-nucleotide messenger RNA. Lineage: Eukaryota; Bacillariophyta; Bacillariophyceae; Bacillariales; Bacillariaceae. The record is from the annotation of a GenBank genome assembly.
AUGUCAGACUUGACCGUCUACGCAGAGGCAUUGAUUGCAGCUGUUGCCCGGGCGUUUUACGAUGAUGAAGCCGUCUGUGUGAUUGACGUAAUGAUUCGAGACAAGUUUUUGCGUGAUGAUGACAUGGCCCCUCGUCUUUCCUUGCCGGCCAAAAGGUUAAGAGCAACACUACAGUUCUUGCAGGAGGAGCACUUGGUCAAAUUCGAGACGGUGGAUGAUUUAGCACAAGGAGGGUCGCAAGCAACAAAGUUUUGGUACAUUGACUACAAUCACGCCGUCCACAGCAUCCGAUUGAGGAUCCAUUUGUUGCGAAGGCAACUCGAGCAGGCAGAAAUGCGAUCCCGUUCCAGUAGUUUUUAUCUUUGUCCGGGAUACAAGAGCAAGCGAUGCAAUGGUCAAUACACUGAAGAAGAAGCUCAGCAAUUGGUGGAUAUGGACUCUGGUCUGUUCUUGUGUCAGGAGUGCUUCAUGACCUACGAUGCCAAUCCCAAUGCUCCUGCUAAAAGUACUUACACCCUACAACUGGUUGAUAAUGCCAAGGAUUUGCGCUUGGCUAUGGACAACAUGCGGCGAGUGACGGUUCAAUUGAGUGGAAAGAUGAUUGGCAACACUCAAUUGCGUCCUGGUAUUUAUGACCUUUUGCAAAAAGUACGGGGGAAAGGAAAAGAGCCCAUCACUUCCAAUCUACCGUCGGAGAACUAUUCACUAGGAAUUGGUUCCAAGCGUUUGGCAGGUACAGGAAGAACAGCUGGUAUCCGUGCCAAGAAAUUGGAGCAGGAAGGUGUGGCUGAUUCUGCGACAGCAGCAAGAGACUACCUAGUAGGCGGUGGCAAACGAUCGGCAGAAGGCAGCGACUUGACAUUCUUGAAGAAUGCCAUGGGAAAUGAGAUUGCCUUUAGCGUAGAGAAAGGUGGAGGCGCAAGAGCAAAUUUGCUAGCCACCAAUACUAGGCGCCGUCGAAAGCUAAUGGAUGCCGCUGCUACUCGAGUGGGUGCCAGCAUACCCCUGGACAUGAGAGUGAAGGAAAAAGAGAAGCGACAAAUGGAGGAAGAGCAAAAGAAUGGCAACAAGAGGCAGAAGACUACAGAAGGCACUCAGUCCACCAUACCUUUGACCUUUUUGAACAAUAACAUUGGCAGACAACAAUUGGACGACGAAAUGGAACGACUUCGUCAGCAAGACAUGGAAGCUGGAAGCGAUGAAGAAGACGAGGUCGUAGACUAUCAGGCUGGAAGGGUUGUUCUAAACGAAAUAGAAGAUACCCCGAUCCUUUGGGAAGAAGAAACUCGCAAAGCUGCAUUUCAGGCUCUUUACUCUAAAGAGAUGAUUCGGCAGAGAGAACUUUUGGGUGACAACCCAGGAAUGGCAAGUCCCCAACGAAGUGUUGUGGACGCUGAGGAACGAUCCAUUGCAUGGGAGGACGCUUAG